Messenger RNA from Fukomys damarensis (Damara mole-rat), 972 nucleotides. It is a transcript of the gene Gltp, whose product is annotated as glycolipid transfer protein. Gene Ontology annotation, cellular component: cytosol; membrane; cytoplasm. NCBI's taxonomy places the organism in Eukaryota, Metazoa, Chordata, Mammalia, Rodentia, Bathyergidae. The transcript has 5 exons. The record is from RefSeq and is a predicted model, not a curated record. Bases 3 to 632 code for a protein of 209 amino acids. Gene Ontology annotation, biological process: intermembrane lipid transfer; ceramide transport. Gene Ontology annotation, molecular function: ceramide 1-phosphate binding; ceramide 1-phosphate transfer activity.
AAAUGGCGCUGCUGGCGGAGCACCUGCUGAAGCCGCUGCCCGCGGACAAGCAGAUUGAGACCGGGCCCUUCUUGGAGGCGGUGUCCCACCUGCCGCCCUUCUUCGAUUGCCUCGGGUCCCCCGUGUUCAUGCCCAUCAAGGCUGACAUAAGCGGCAACAUCACGAAAAUUAAAGCCGUGUACGACACCAACCCAGCCAAGUUCCGGACCCUGCAGAACAUCCUGGAGGUGGAGAAGGAAAUGUAUGGAACAGAGUGGCCCAAAGUGGGGGCUACACUGGCGCUGAUGUGGCUGAAAAGAGGCCUCCGCUUCAUCCAGGUCUUCCUCCAGAGCAUCUGUGAUGGGGAGCGGGACGAGAACCACCCCAACCAUAUCCGCGUCAAUGCCACCAAGGCCUAUGAGAUGGCCCUCAAGAAGUACCAUGGCUGGCUUGUGCAGAAGAUCUUCCAUGCAGCCCUCUACGCCGCACCCUACAAAUCCGACUUCCUGAAGGCGCUGUCCAAGGGGCAGAACGUAACGGAGGAGGAGUGCCUGGAGAAGAUCCGCCUCUUCUUGGUCAACUACACGGCCACCAUCGACGUCAUCUAUGAGAUGUACACCAAGAUGAACGCGGAGCUCAACUACAAGGUGUAGGCGGCGUCCACGCAGGGCUGCGAUCAGAAACAACUGGACCUGGACCACUGUGAACCAAGCCUCGUCCACCUCCUGCUCACAGCCCUAGGCCAUCCUGGGCUGCGGAGGACAGUCUUGGAGUUUUUUAAGUCUUUUUUAAAAAAGUUUAUUCUAAUGGAGCAAUAAAUAACAAUCCUCUUUCAAAUCUCUGAAUUUCACAACAGCACAGACUGACUGUACCCCUUCACUUCAGUGUGAUAAAAAUCAGUUAACCAGCCUGGCUCGGUUCGUGCCUGUAAUCCCAGCUAUAUGGGAGGCUGAGAUGGGAGGAUCGUAAGUUUGAGCCCAGCUUGGGCAACUU